AUGAAGAGCAUUCUCGAAGUUGUCCACGAGUGUGAUAACUUCCCGUACUACGAACCAUGGCAUACAGAUGACUGCAACAGAGAGCUAGAGUCGUUAUGGCUUUUCUUCCUUCCCGACGAUCCUCAACCACACGGCUUUCUCCUGGACUCCAUCGUUCAACGCAUGCCAUGGACGUCCGAUUUCCGCCUCAUUACGACCCCAUAUAAAGAAGUCCAUCUGAUAAAACAGGAUCUCGAUGACUGGAAAGAAGCGUGUCAAAAAGCGAUUGAUGACCUACUCGAUCUCACCCGCGAGAAGAAGGUUUUUCCUGGACUGGGGAAGAAGCGCGAUGAACAAUUUCCAAUUUUCUGGGUCCCGCGAAGAAAUGCGAAGAAAUCCACCUGGCCGAACAUGCUAGACAACACUGUCGCAGGAGGCGUGGCAAGGGGUGAGAUGCCCUUUGAAUGCCUUGUUCGUGAGGCUGGUGAAGAGGCCGCUUUAUCAGAGGAGCUUGUACGACGAGACACGGUGGCUGUGGGAACUGUAACGUGGUUCAAUAUAUCUGACGAGAAGGCUGGCGGAGAACUGGGGCUUAUGAAUCCGGGAAUGCUGUAUGUGUACGACCUGGAGGUAGGCGAGGACGUGGUUUUCAAGCCAGUCGACAACGACGUGCAGAGUUUUCACUUGCUUGGCGUUGAUGAGGUAAAGGAGGCGAUGAGGAAUGGGGAGUUUAAGCCUAGCUGUGCAACAGUGAUGAUUGAUUUUUUGUAA
Messenger RNA from Pseudogymnoascus destructans, 750 nucleotides. RefSeq lists its product as uncharacterized. The transcript is spliced from 3 exons. The record is from RefSeq and is a predicted model, not a curated record. Bases 1 to 750 code for a protein of 249 amino acids. Lineage: Eukaryota; Fungi; Ascomycota; Leotiomycetes; Thelebolales; Thelebolaceae.